This is a messenger RNA of Achroia grisella, 1508 nucleotides long. RefSeq names its product peroxisomal targeting signal 2 receptor (gene Pex7). The coding region runs from base 300 to 1229 and encodes 309 amino acids. Gene Ontology annotation, molecular function: protein binding. The record is from RefSeq and is a predicted model, not a curated record. Gene Ontology annotation, biological process: protein import into peroxisome matrix. Gene Ontology annotation, cellular component: cytosol; peroxisomal matrix. NCBI's taxonomy places the organism in Eukaryota, Metazoa, Arthropoda, Insecta, Lepidoptera, Pyralidae. The transcript has 8 exons.
UGUGUUACAUCACUAGUAGUAUCAUUUUAUGAAAAUCGACACAAAACGUCAUGCGUCAUGAAUAUGACAUUUGGCGACAGAAGUUUUGUAUGUCAAGAUUUUUGACAAAACCUAUUUGUUUAGGUUAUUUUUAUUGUAGUUCGUAAAAUAAUCUACUUCUAAUUAAUUUAGCAAACCAAUAUGAUUCUUGUAAGCGAUAUAUAAAUUCUUUAUGUUAUAUACCACAAGACUGAUGUUACAAUUCUGAAUUAAAAAAGAUGUGUAGAUUCUUUAGCUAAGUGAGACUUUAUACCAUUAGCAUGCCCACCUUCCUGACCCCGGGCCGGCAUGGCUACAGUGUUCGAUUUUCACGGACCAGACCUGAUGCCCUUGCAGUUGCUACCAGCCAGUACUAUGGUCUCGCUGGAGGAGGAACAUUGUUCUUUCUCGAGUUGGCUCCUGAUGGAAGUACAUUGUUGGAAAUGCAAAAAUUGGAAUGGAGUGAUGGAUUAUUUGAUGUGACGUGGUCGGGUACAAGCGAGGCGGCGGUGGCAUGCGGCGCCGGUGACGGUGCAGUGGUGGUGUGGCGAGGAGGGUGCGCGGCGCCACUGCGAGUACUACGGGGACAUUCCAGCGAGGUCUGCUCUGUGGACUGGCCGCGUGGACGCCUCCUCAGCGCCAGUUGGGACACCACAGUCAAGCUGUGGGACCCUGAAUCUGAAGCCUGUCUCAAUACAUUUGCGGGUCAUUCUCAACUGGUCUACACGGCGGCGUUCUCUCCCCACUCUCCUGCAACCUUCGCCUCCGUCUCAGGAGACGGCCACCUUAAGUUAUGGACUUGCACAGAGCCACGACCUGCAGCGGUUGUGAAGGCGCACGAGGCUGAGGUUUUAUCAUGUGAUUGGAGUAGAACAGAGACGCAUGCAAUAGCGACAUCUGGAUCUGAUGGUCUGGUCAAAGGAUGGGAUUUGCGGCGUCUUACCUCUCCUAUGUUCACACUUAAAGGUUGCGAAUGCGCAGUAAGGCGAGUACAGUUUUCACCACACGCGCCCUCCGUCAUAGCGGCCGUGUCAUACGACUUUACUACAAGGAUAUGGGAUCUGAAGCGAGGUUGUGAGCCACUAGAGACGAUCCGCCAUCACUCUGAGUUCACAUACGGGCUGGACUGGAAUACACUGAGGCCACAUCAGAUAGCCGACUGCGGCUGGGAUUCGUUGGUGCAUGUGUUUACACCGAGAUCACUAGCUUGAGACUGGCUUAGAUGUUCCCAGAGUGUUCGAAGCAAUCGAAAACUUUGACUGAUGAUGGCUGUGUAUAAUGCGAUGCAUGUUGUUCCAAUAUGCACUUUGAGUGCCAAAUUAAUUGGUGUCGUAUUUGUUUGUACGAAUUAAUCGGUGCGUAGUUAAAGAUAGUUAUAAUCAAAACAGGGAUGAUAAUAUCCUUCACUGACGGUGGCAUGCAAUUUUUUUAUAUUGUCUCAUUUUUUUAUAUUACAACCUUCUUAUCCAUAAAAAUAAAGUGCAAUAAGC